UUUGGUUAUCUAAUAGUAUGCUAUUUAUUAAUACAGAUUGGAGAGGAAGGAGAAGGAAACAUGAAGGGAGUAAAAAGAGUGAAGCAAGGAGAGUGUAGAAGAGUGAGGUGGAAAGGUGAAGAGAAGGAAAGGAAGACAAGUGAAGAAAAGAGGAGGAGAAAGAUUGGAGGAGAAUAAAAAGUUAAGAGACUAAUUAAGACUGGCACAAGGAGAGUGAAGAAGAGCAGACAGAUGAGAUACAAUGACUCUUUCCAAGAAAUGGAAAUGCACUUUUUUUAAUGAUAAACAUGAUGAGGGAAUUUCCAUUUCAUACGCUCAGGUCAAGACGAUAGAAUGGUUCACUGCAUCCUCUCUUUCAAUUGACAGCCGGUGAAGAACGGCAGUGGUAGAACAUCAUCAGAUGAAAAAGCAUAAAGCCUCUCUGAUUGCCCGUGUUGGUAUGUCCUCUGUCACCACAUUCUUCAAGAAUAUGGUUUAGCUGUGCAGGAGGGUGUCUUUGCAUACCACACUAUGCGACACAAUCAUAGUUACAGAUCUAUGGACACGGAAGCUUUAUGAGCAAAAGUUUACAUGUGCUAGGACAAAAUGUGACGCCAUAGUGAGUAACGUGUUAGUAACAUGGGCAACUACUUUGGUAACACAGGACCCAGACCAGGUUGAAUUUGUGUCCCUGUCCAUUGAUGCGUCCAAUCAUGGGAAUGUAAAGCUGCUGCCAAUAGUAGUCAGAUAUUGUAAGAUAUAUGAAGGCAGCACAUCUGUGGAAACAAAACUGCUUGAUUUUGUUGAAUUGCAUGGAGAAACAGCAGAGGAAAUUGCAGCUGAGGUCCUGGUGGUCAUCCAAAAAUGUAACUUGGAAAACAUUCUCUGCCAACAACAAAUACCAACUUUGGAGGACUGAAUAGGCUGGGAAGGGUCAAUGUCCAUACCAAAGUUAAAAAUGCUCUGCAGCGGGAGGUGAUUGGCUGAGGUUUUCAUUCAUAACACGGCCAGAACAGCUUUGGAUAUGAUGUUGAGUAUCUGCUCAUAAAGAUCUUUGAAUAUGUUCAUAUUUUCACUGUCAGAGUAGAAAGACUGAAGGGCUUUUGUGAGUUUGUUGGCCAGGAGUACCAUAACAUUUUAGGACCCAGCAAUGUUCGCUGGAUGUCCAUGCUCCCUGCUCUAGAAAGAGUGCUGAAAAUGUAUGUGCCAUUGAAAUCCUUUUUUAUUUCUGAAGAACAAUGUUCGAAGAUCCACUGACUGAACUUUGGCUGGCCUUUGUCCAUGGAAACUUGACUGUAUUCAGUGACACGAUCAAGAUGCUUGGAGGCCAGGACCACUGUGCUGUGGACUCCGCUGCAAUUCUGAGAAACGUUCAGGCAAAAUUGACUGCAAGACGUGAUGAAAACUUCCAGUUUUGGUCAGAGGACUUUGAGAGAGCUAGAGGAAAAUGGAGCCAUGUCUAAAGGCAGCUUUCUCAAAACAUCCCAAUCAUUCUUCACUAUGGAUGUGAACUACUUGCAAGCAUGGGGAAAGCACACAGAUAAUCUAAAAUAUUUACAUGGUCUCCUUUUAAAAAGGCAACCUCAGCGUGAAGAGAUUCAGAAGGCAUCAGCCACACUGCAGGAAAAAUGCCCCAAUGUGACCAUCAAUGAGGAUGCAUCAUUGUGUGAUGAAGUUACUGGCCUGUAAGAGUUCCUAAAGGGGGGAUCGCUUGAAGAAUGGAAAACAUCUGAGACACCGCUUAGUCAGAGAUGGAGCACGGUGGUUACCCUCUUCAAAUAUAAUGACAUCCCACACACUAACCUGGCUAGAUUAGCGUCUGUUGUCAUGUGCUUACCUGGAAGUAAUGCACCAGUCGAGAGAGUGUUCUCCCAAAUUAAUGAUCUAUGGACAGCAGCAAGAAAUAGGUUCACUGUUCCUACCAUCAAGGCCAUGCUUAUUGUGAAGACAAACUAUUAACCUCCCCUGCCAGGAGUUCAUGGAGAAGCUGGCCAAAGACAGAGCAAUCCUGAAGAAAAUACAUUCUUGUGAGAAAUAUACAGAUUAGAAUGCAUUUUCCUUGUCACAGAAGAGUUAAGACUUGACCCCAUGGUUGGAUAUCAUGCUGUUGAAUUACUUGAAAGGUUCAUGAUAAAGCACCUGGAGGAUCUGUUUUCAACACCACACACACCUGCAGGGGCAGCAGGUGCCCAUAAAGGAAAUUACGUGGACCUUGUUUAUGAGAAACUGAGUGAGAAGUUCCAUCUCAUUCUCCUCUCUUGUGUGCAAAUAGCAAGCAAACUGUCUUUGCACAGUGCUGUGGUUGACAACAACACAGCAGCGCAGUUUCUUCACUCGAUGGGCCACAGCAUUUCCAAACAAACUAUCAUGGACAUGGAGCUGAUGAUCUUGAAAGCACUUGACUUCAGGCUAAACACCCCCAACCCUCUGACUUAUGUUGAGAUACUCCUGGAGGUGCUUGGGCACAAUGACUCUUCUAUCCCUGUGGAGCACCUGCAUCACCUCAGCAGACAUGUGCUCCAGUUCACCUACCUCCAGAGGACAGCCAUCUAUGACUCCCUGCUCAAGGCCACGACUCAGUGCCUGAGCCCAUCUGACGAACAGAGAAAGACUUUCGUGUCGGUGACUGAAGACUGCAUGCUUCUUGGUGUUGGUGUCAUUGCUGUGGGUGCAUACAUCCUCAAUGUCACUAACUGGGAACAGGUAGUGGAGGAGCUGAGUCACAUCACAGGGAUCUCAGUGAAGAGCAUCAGUGAUUUCACACAUGUUACACUGAUGCACAUUACCAAGAACAACUCUCCCAUGGUCACAGCAACUUGAGUCGAGUCCGAACAACACAU
This is a messenger RNA of Oncorhynchus tshawytscha (Chinook salmon), 2819 nucleotides long. RefSeq names its product cyclin N-terminal domain containing 1 (gene cntd1). Bases 2068 to 2799 code for a protein of 243 amino acids. Gene Ontology annotation, biological process: reciprocal meiotic recombination. Gene Ontology annotation, cellular component: site of double-strand break. NCBI's taxonomy places the organism in Eukaryota, Metazoa, Chordata, Actinopteri, Salmoniformes, Salmonidae. The record is from RefSeq and is a predicted model, not a curated record. The transcript is spliced from 7 exons.